GGCGGGAACAGAUGCUGUUGUAAACUGUUUAUUACUUGAAAUCUUUCUGACAUGUGAUUUUAUAAAUAAUCAGGAGCAGUUUACAAGUGGGUCUUGUUCAUGAACCCGGGGCUGAACCCACUCCCCAGCAAGGUGGGGAGGGCCACCUGGGCUCCAGGAUGGGGUCCUGUGGGGCCUGUCAGACUUUGCAGGGACAUAGACCAGUGCUGGACUUGGGUGAGGGGUGUGGUCCUGGCCAUCAGGACAGGCUGGUGGGAGGGUGAUGAGAAGCCCUCCGGUUUUCCCCUGCCUGUGUCCCUCAGCUGAGGUGCCAGCCAUGCUGCCUUGGGGACACUCCUGAGUGGCUGUGCUUAGGAUGGGUUGUGCCCUUGUCCUACCCUGUGCCCUGGGUUCACACAUCCUCCUGCCCCUGUAAGGGAGGCUAAACUGCGUCCACUCCUGGCGUGCUACAGGUGGUGUGCUGUCCACUCACAGGCGUGGGCUGCGCUGAUGGAGCCACACACUGAGCAACCCAGGGCAGGGUCAGAGCCCACCAGGCCCCUCUGGUUAGGAGCACAGGAUGGCGCCGGGGCAUCCUUCAGGAGGACACAUGAGGCCUUGGGCUCUUGGGGCCAUGUUUUCUACCCCUAGGACAAAGGUUUGGGCUGGUGGACUGGUUCCCAGAGGGCCUGGGCAUGAGGCGACUGGCAGGAAGGUGGGACAUGAACGGGUCCUCGUUGUGACCAGGCUGAGUUGCCCUGGGAGGCUGUGUGGGUCCUGUGGCUUUGGGUUAGGGGCCUGUGGCUCACAAACAUCUACAUGUCCUUCGUGGUGUUCAGCCAGUGUGGAGAGGACCCCAUACCUGUCGGACACUGGUCACUUGCUGUGGCCCUUCCUUGAGGACCAGCUCUUCUCCAGCCACGGCUGAGGUGCCACGUUGGCCAGGACUGGGCUCCCUGUUGUCACAGGUGCCCUUACCACCAUUGCCUGGCCGGCCAGGGGGUCCUGGCUGCUGGGCCCUGCAUUGCUCCUGCUGGCCUCCUACAGCUCGCUGGGUGCCCCUUUGUGUCUCUAUCCUUGCCAUUGUGACUGACUUCUGGCUUCUUGUGGACAGAAGGUACCACCUCUUCUAGGUCUGGGCUCUCCCACUGCCGACCAACCUGCACGAAGCCAGCACUGACCCAAGGGCUGGCGUGUGACCGGGACCUCUGGGGGGCGUACCUGUAGUUGUUCCCACCCCAUGGCCCCUCCUCCCGCCGCCUCAGAGGCAGCUGCAGGCCACUCUGGUCUGUGCAUCUGAGCACCACUUCCGGGCCCUGCAGUGCACCCCUGUCUGCUGGGCACCUUCCAGCUCAACCUGGAGCAAAUUUAGCCUUUGGCCGGGACGGGUGUACUGGGGCCGGGGCCUACAUCACCCACCCAGUGAUAAGUCUUUGCCAGCAGGCAGUGAGUAGCCUGGAUUGAAUAUGGUGCUGCUCUUUUCUUGAAACACAUGCUAGGUCAGCAUUUGGGGCGAGAUGUCUGGUCGGGAAGAAGAGGAAGGGGGUCCCCAGCCACCCUGACAGGGGCUCUGGAGAGUACAUGACCUGCUGAGAGGGCACGGGCCUGGGGAGCCUAGCCUUUAGGCACCACUCAGCGUGGGAGCCCAGAGGACCAGUGCCAGCCUGCCCCCCAGCCAGCACGGUUCUCACUCCCCCAUGCCCCUUGGCAGCGUUUCCUUGCUCAGUGUCCCAGGACAGCCACCGCUGGACCUGGCCUGAUGGCUGACCUGAGGGAGCUCCUGCCGAGCCCUCUGGCUCUUGGGAGACGAUCAGGUGCCAGCCACAAGCUGUGCUGGAUGCCAUUUCCCUGCCAGCCUGCAUCGGGCUGGAGGUGUAGAGACCUGGGGGUAGUGGCUGGAGGCCAUCUAGUUCCCGACCGCCCCACCCAGCCUCAGAGCCCAGGGGUGCUACCCUCCCCAGGCAGUGCCAACAGCCAGGCACCUCCUGGCCUGCAGGGGGCGCACUUGAGCUACAGCCUCCCCAGAUCCCUCACCCAGGGCUGUCCCAGCUCUUCCAGUCCAUCUGCCCAUGUGCAGCAGCUCCCAUUCCCAUGUUUGCUGGAAGGCUGUUGAUUUCCGUGAAGGAGGAAGUAAAACAUUUCCUCACUGGGACCCCACUGCUCCCAGCUGCUGUAUAUACUGGUCGGCUCCUAAGAAGCUAACUGUCCUCAGCCGUGGAGCCUGGGCAUCCAAGACCUAGGUGCUGGGGACUCGGUGUCCUGGCUACCUUGUGCUGUGUCCUCAUUGGGGGGGGGAUGAGGGAGCUCUCUGGGUCCCUUUUAGAAGGACAUGAAACCCACCUGAGAGCUCCACUCGUGUGACCAAAGGCCUUACCUCAUACCGUCUCCUUGGGGUGAAGUUUCAGUCUGGGGGACACAGACGCUCUGCCCCCAGCAAUACCCCACCUUCUAUACUUUGGUCCUUCCAAUAGCCCACAGGGGCCCCAGUAGCCUGUGCUGCUGCCAGGCCAGCGCUGCCCUGAGAGAAAUAAAGCUGCUGUCUCCAAGUCCUCUGCCCUGGCAGACACCUGCGCUCUGCAGAACCCCAGAGGGCAGCCUGGCCUUUCCAUGGGAUUAGGGCUGUAUCCAGGACUGGCCCAGAUGGGGCCCCAGUGACAGCAACCCUGCUAAGCAUGCCAUGUUGGACGCAGAGUCCUCAGGAGCAGGAAGUGACAGGUGGCCAGGCCAUUCCAGCUGGGCAGGUCGUCAUGUGUGGGAUCACCUGCUUCCUGAAGACUUUGGCCGGCUCCACUGCUCCUCCCGGUGCUACUUCCUGCUCUGUGGAGCCAUAUCCUGCCCAGCCUGGCUGUGCGUCCCCUCUCUAUCCUCACUGUCCCUCCAUCCUAGGACAAACUCAGCCAUAGAGGCGCAGAGCUUCUGGGGCCCAGCAGGACACAGCAUGAGACUCUCCAGUCCCCCCAUCUCACCGCCUGCCAUCCCAUCAUGGUGAAGACCCUCAGGGUGCGUGUCACCGGUAGCUACGGAGGUGGCCAAGACAUCUGCUUCCCUGUGGUGGUAUACAGGAUAGUCUGCACACAGCCCGGGGACCAUGAACGACACUUGCCAGCCCCUGGGCGGGGAGUACUAUCUCAGGAUCUUCAUCAUCACCUACUCGGUGGUGCUGCUGGUGCUCGGCCUGCUGCUCAACGGGCUGGCACUCUGGGUGUUCUGCUGCCGCAUGCCGCAGUGGACGGAGACCCGUGUGUACAUGACCAGCCUAGCUGUGUCUGACUUCUUCCUGCUCUGCUCCCUGCCCUUCAUGCUGCUCUCGCUGCAGGACACCGAGGACACGCUGCGGUGCCAGAUCUCACAGGCCAUCUACAUGGUCAAUAGGUACAUGAGCAUCAGCCUGGUCAUGGCCAUCGCAGUGGACCGCUACGUGGCUGUGCGACACCCGCUACGUGCCCGAGGGCUCCGCUCCCCUAGGCAGGCACUGGCCGUGUGUCUGGGCCUCUGGAUCCUGGUGGUUGGCUCCCUGCUGGUCCGUUUAUAUCUGGGGCAGCAGGAGGGCGGCUUCUGCUUCCGGAGCUAUGCCCGACACAACUUUGGCACUACCACCUUCUCGCUGCUCGGCUUCUACCUGCCACUGGCCGUGCUGGUCUUCUGCUCCCUGCAGGUGGUGACCGUGCUGGCCCGGAGUCCAGCCACCGAGACAGGGCAGGCCGAGGCCACCCACAAGGCAGCCCGCAUGAUCUGGGCCAACCUGAUCGUGUUCGUCGUCUGCUUCCUGCCGCUGCACGUGGUCCUGACCGUGCAGGUCACCAUAAGCCCGAGCUCCUGUGCGGCCCGCCAGGCAUUCAGCCGCGCCCUCUCCAUCACCAGCCAGCUCUCCAAUGCCAACUGCUGCCUGGAUGCCAUCUGCUACUACUACAUGGCCAGAGAGUUCCAGGAAGCAUCUGCACUGCCUGCCUCCCACAGAAGCCAGGACUCCCAGAACCUGAGCCUCUCCAAGAGCGCGCUGCCUGUGUGACUGCCUGGUGCCUGUGCCAGAUAGGGCCCAGGGUCAGCCCUCAGCCUGCCCAAGUGUGGACGGACCCUGGGAAUGCAGCACCUGCUCCCCCAGGAAGGGACAGGGAUGUGGGCUGAGGACCUCAGGCUGGGGCAACAUACCUGCCACCCCCAGAGCAUGCAACCUGGGCACUGUGGGUGUUUUGAUGGACAUCCUUCUGCUGUGCUCCCCCCUGCUGGGAUAAAGCUCUCAGCCUUGUUGGUCCAGCGGGACCUGCUGUGGGACUCAGAGUGAGUGUGUGGCUCCAAGGGUUGGGGCCAUCUUCCAGGGGACUCUCCAGGCUAUACACCUUGGGGCAUCCUUGGGCCCUUUCAGCUCUUCCCACCUGGGGAGCUGGUGGGACUGAGGCCAGGUGGGCUGGGUGACACUGUGCUGGCAGGUGUACCUACAUGGUUUCCUUGUCUGCUCUUCCUCAAGCGCAAGGCUGGCAGCCACACUUGGGAAUGAGAAGGGCACCCCUGAGCCCACGCCGGGUGCAUGGGGUGGGUCUGCCCUCCCACUGGGUGUCCUUGGACCCACCCCACUUCUCUGCCUCUGCAAGGUUCUGUGGGGCGGGCCGUGCUCCCAGGCACAGGCUGACCAUACUGCACUGCUGUGCUGGGAGGACUCUGCUGGCAUUAUGCUUGCUUUGUCAAGGUCCUGUGCCUCUGGAUGUGGAGGGACAACCCUCGGCUCUCAUCUUGCACUGGUGUCCCUGGGGGUGGCCUACAGAAGCUCGCUGGGGCAAGCUGACAGUGGCUAACAGUGCACCCACUUCUGCCCCCAAACCCUCGACCCUGCAGCCCAAGGCUCCAGGACAAGGGGCUGCACAGAGCCAGUGACACAGCAGGAAGCUUCCUGUGUUUUCAACCACUUUGCCACUGUGUCAACACCUGAGCUCCAGAACUCUGAGCUCCGGACUCUGCCUCCUGCUGAUUCUCAGGAACGCAGAUCCUACUGUGAACUGCAAAUUCUUGGAUCUGAGUUGUGGCUUCAUAGAAGAAUCUCAUCCUGAAACUACCCCAACCCCUACCCAUCCAUGGACAAACUUCUACAACACAAGGUUGGGGGUCCCCGGCCUAACUGAUCUCCACCUGCUCUCCCUGCCUCUCCCCCUGCAGCAGCUCCCACAGAGCCUUGGCUCCCUCCCUUGCUGUGGAGCCCCCAACAGCUGGGGCACCCAGCACAUCCUCCUCCUGGGUCCACUCACCAGCACUUCCAAGGUACUACCCACCCUGGAACCAGGUCCAGUGCCGGUCCCACCCCAGCACCCUGACAGGGGCUCUGCUCUCUCUACCCCAAUGGCUAGGCAGCGAUGGGGCGGGGGCAGACACAGGAGGUGCCUGUGUGAGAAUGCAGGCAUAGGUGCCAGAGAGUGGCCGGCCUCAGUCAGCCUGGUGCCCUCUCCCCCUUUCACUGCCCGCUCCCAGCCAGUGAUUCUCCUGCAUCCCCAGCAGCACUGCCGGCUUCCUGCAGAUAGCACCUCCUGGUCACUGAUCCCAGCCAGGUCCCCAACCUGUGCUCCUCUCCUGUUCUGCCCCUGCCUUUGAGACGACCCAGAGCCCACUCUGUGACUUGGCCAGGGCACAGCCAAGCAAGUAGUGCCCAUGUCCCUGAUGCCCACCAUCCUGACUUUCAUUUCCUUUUUUAUUUUAUUUUUUAUUUUUUU
Molecule: messenger RNA, 5675 nt
Organism: Fukomys damarensis (Damara mole-rat)
Lineage: Eukaryota; Metazoa; Chordata; Mammalia; Rodentia; Bathyergidae
Gene: Gpr35
Product: G protein-coupled receptor 35
Exons: 3
Coding region: 3068-3988 (306 amino acids)
Biological process (GO): phospholipase C-activating G protein-coupled receptor signaling pathway; positive regulation of Rho protein signal transduction
Cellular component (GO): membrane
Molecular function (GO): G protein-coupled receptor activity
Source: RefSeq, a predicted model, not a curated record